GGUGUGGUAUGCAACUCACGUGACCUCGAAAGAUUGACAGGGAAGGACAUGGCGAGGCUCGCGUCACCCUGACCCUGGCAGUUGGGAACAGUACCGUCAUGUAGGUAGACGGCAGCAAACACGUCGACAUCUUCUUGCGACGUAUUCUGUCCUCAUCCUCAUCCUCAUCGCCCUCCUCCUCUUGAUUGCCCAGUGUGCUGCAGCACCCUCGAGAUGCCGCACCGUCAUGGCCUCACGCACCCCGUCGCGCUCCGUCUCGCGCUCCGUGAGCUCCAACAGCAUACCACCGCGCCGAGCUACUCCCGUCGUUGAGCUCUCGCCCGCCGAUAAAGAAAAAGAGGCGCUGAUUCGCGCUGCCUGUCUCGAUGGCGACGUCAGCACCCUGGUCCAGCUGGCUACGAGCAACUCCGGCCUCGUCAGCGACAGUCUGCGUCGCACAGCUUGGCCCCUGUUGCUGGGAUGCUCUGACGGCGACGACGACAACUCGAGGAACGUGCCGUCGUGGAAGGACCUACCCCGGCACAAGGACGAGCAUCAGGUCGGCCUAGACGUCAACCGCGCCUUCGUAUACUACCCGAAGAACGACUCAGAAAAGCAGCUCGACCACCGGAAGGAAGAACUCUCCCAUGUCAUCCUCGCUGUCCUGCGCCGGCACCCAGCGCUGUGCUACUUCCAGGGCUACCACGACAUCGUCCAGGUCUUCCUCCUCGUCCUCGGCCCCCACGAUGCGCCCGCUGCAGUCGCCCGUCUCAGCCUCCUCCGCAUCCGAGACUUCAUGCUCUCGCUGCUCGACCCUGCACUCGCCCAGUUGGAGCUGCUCCGCCCCAUCCUCCGCGCUGCCGACCCCGUGCUGUACGACCAUCUUCCAAAGAGCCAGCCCUCGUUUGCCCUCGCCGGCACCAUAACCCUGUUUGCGCACAACAUACAGGACUACAAGGACAUCACGAGGCUGUUUGACUUCUUCCUAGCACGACAUGCUGUCAUGCCGAUUUACCUGUUCGCCGCUGUUGUGCUGUCCAAGAGGGAGGAGCUGCUUGAGAUUGACAAGGAGGAUGAGGAUAUUUUGUAUGUCAUGCUGGGUAAGCUCCCUCAGCCCUUUGACGUCGAGUUCCACAUCGCCCGGGCCAUCGAGCUAUACGAACGCCUUCCACCUGCGUCCCUCAACAGUUGGGAAUGGUGGAGGAUAUCAUCAUCGAGUGUAUUAAAGGCGUCAGCUACGAGCGCGAGUCUGCGUCGCUUGACGCUGGAGGAUGGAGAGAUGUUCUUUGCUCAGCAAGAGAAGGAGGUUCAACGACAGCAAGCCAUGCGGCGGGCCGCCAAGCAUCUCAAGUAUCUUAGGAUGCGCCUAUGGUACUACCGCCGUUACGGAGCCGUCAGUCUUACAGUAUUGGUGGGCGCUUACGCGUUAUGGCUGGGUCGGAAUGGUGGUCUCGACACCACACGAUAUUCCUUAUUUCUGCCAUUGGGCAACUUCUUUAACAGGAUUAUGGGC
Messenger RNA from Cucurbitaria berberidis CBS 394.84, 1492 nucleotides. RefSeq lists its product as uncharacterized. Gene Ontology annotation, biological process: endoplasmic reticulum to Golgi vesicle-mediated transport; positive regulation of GTPase activity. The transcript has 3 exons. Gene Ontology annotation, molecular function: GTPase activator activity. The record is from RefSeq and is a predicted model, not a curated record. NCBI's taxonomy places the organism in Eukaryota, Fungi, Ascomycota, Dothideomycetes, Pleosporales, Cucurbitariaceae. Gene Ontology annotation, cellular component: endoplasmic reticulum membrane. The annotation marks the transcript as partial.